Molecule: messenger RNA, 1000 nt
Organism: Symsagittifera roscoffensis
Lineage: Eukaryota; Metazoa; Xenacoelomorpha; Acoela; Convolutidae
Product: MOB kinase activator 1B-like
Exons: 1
Coding region: 3-656 (217 amino acids)
Biological process (GO): hippo signaling; positive regulation of protein phosphorylation
Cellular component (GO): nucleus; cytoplasm
Molecular function (GO): protein kinase activator activity
Source: RefSeq, a predicted model, not a curated record
UUAUGAAUCUGAACUUUCCAUUUAAGAAAAACACCAAAACAUUCCGACCUCGGAAGGAAAUACCGAAAGGUUCCAAUCAACACGUUCUCCUAGAGCACGCCGCGAAAACUUUGGGAACGGGAAAUCUCAAAUUAGCUGUUAUGUUACCAGAAGGUGAAGAUUUGAACGAAUGGAUAGCUGUGAAUGUUGUGGAUUUCUUCAAUCAAAUCAACAUGCUUUACGGGACAUUGGUUGACCAUUGUAGUGAUUUUUCAUGUCCGAAAAUGUCAGCAGGUGCUAAAUAUGAAUAUCAAUGGUCUGAUGAACGUAAUAAAAAGCCUAUCGCCUGCAGUGCUCCAAAAUAUAUGGACUACUUGAUGACUUGGGUGCAAUCUCAGUUAGACAAUGAAGCCAAGUUUCCAUCAAAAAUUGGUGUUCCGUUUCCCAAAAAUUUCCAAGCAGAAGCGAAAAAAAUUCUGAGGCGCUUGUUUAGAGUAUACGCACACAUAUACUAUCAUCACUUUGAGACUGUGCUGGAAUUGCAGGAAGAGCCGCAUCUUAAUACUUCGUUCAAACACUUUGUGUACUUUGUCUCUGAGUUCAACCUUGUCGACAAAAAAGAGUUGGCUCCUCUGGCGGAUUUGAUUUUGAAGCUCGUUCCUGAUUGCGCUCUAUAAUUCAUCAAAAGUGGGCCGACUAUAAUUCUAUCACGGGGCUGCCCCUUUAAAGUGUUAAUAAUGAUUCUUUGAAUAUUUUUGAUACCUUAGAUUGCUUAGAAAUAAUUUAACGUGUUUUAAAACAUGAGCAAUUUUAUUAAUGUGACGAUUGAUUUAUGCUGUUUUCAAUUUUUGUAACUGUUUCUAUCCCGUAGAGUAGAGGGUAGUUUGCAUAUAAUUUUAUUUUGCGAAAGUUUCAAUUUUGCUUGAAAUUUAUUGCUCUUCGUUAUGAAUUGAACCUUAGUUUGAAAUGAACCCAAAUUGAUAUCGUCCAAAUAAUUCGUUUUUGAAUUCGGAGUGAUAUA